Messenger RNA from Enhydra lutris kenyoni (northern sea otter), 1725 nucleotides. It is a transcript of the gene CYREN, whose product is annotated as chromosome unknown C7orf49 homolog. Gene Ontology annotation, cellular component: nucleus; cytoplasm. Lineage: Eukaryota; Metazoa; Chordata; Mammalia; Carnivora; Mustelidae. Gene Ontology annotation, biological process: negative regulation of double-strand break repair via nonhomologous end joining; double-strand break repair via nonhomologous end joining. The record is from RefSeq and is a predicted model, not a curated record. The coding region runs from base 1169 to 1720 and encodes 183 amino acids. The transcript has 3 exons.
CGGCCAGGGCGGUGCAGGGUCCCCGAGGCAGCGGCGGGCGGUGGCUUUGGGGCGGGGGGGUGGUGCCGGGCGCGUCCCGAGCGUGCGGGGCUGGGUUUCCCCAUGUAGCGCGGGCUCCUUCCGGCUUCCCGGCCCUCCCCGCCGGGCCUCUGCGCUCCUUGGAGCUUCGACCCCGUGGCAGCGUGGCGUCGGUUAGGCGCAGGGUUUGGCCUGCAGGACCCGGCUGCGAGCCCUGGCUGGCCAUUUCAGACUUCUUUGAAACCUUGUGCACAUGCAGUCAGUUCCUCGUUUGUAAAAUGGGCUUGAUAAUACCCGCCUUGGGGUCGAAUGGAUGUCGGGAUGCCUGGCGGUUAGCAGUGCUCCUUAGUUGUGGGAAUGACUAUUACCAUUGCCUGAAUUCUGACAGCAGCGAGGUGCGUUGGCCAAGGUCUGUCCUCUGGCCAGACAGGUUAGGAUGACGUUCUGCUCAUUUUUAAGUUGUAAUCAGCCUUCUAGAUGAACAAUAAAUGAUUAUGAUUCAGAGAGGGAUCCCUUAUUUGUGGCUGACCCUUUUUGAGGCAAACUCUAUUCCAGUAAGGUCCUCCCUAGGCGGAGCCCUGAGCUGCUUUCAGGGUUGGCUGGCAAGUGGAAGGGUUCGACUUGUACCCUUUGAGCCCCAGGGUGGGGACUGAGCUUUAGGGGGAGGGGAGAAGAGAGACCGUUAGAUGAGAGGCUGCCCUUGGGUCUUCGGGAUUCUCCCAUCCCAGAGCCAGCUAAAAUCUGGCCAGUCAGAAGUAUCUUCGGAUUAAGGGAGAGGGUGUUGGUUGGUUGGUUGAUUCAACCUUCCCAGGGAUCAAAAUGGACUUGGGGUUCUCUGUAACCACACCAAGGUAGAGGAAAUGAAAAGUCUGGAUUUGGGGAGAUGAGGGAGAGAUAGGUUAAGGGUAGGGGAGGCAGGGCACCCUGGGGACAGCAAGCAUCUUGGACGGUAGGAAGAAGGAGAGUGGCCCAUCUUAGUCUUCUGGGCCCUGCUCUUCGCCCUGCUAACCUGUGGCCUGUGCUGACCAGUAAUUACAGCGGCUGACUGGAAGUAUUCUAACUUCUUAGAAUUCACUGGACUUUGUUCUUUGUAGGAAUUGCAGGGUGACUCCCAUGCAGUGUGACACACAGACCUGUAAUUCCUGGUGUGAUGAGAGUGGAGUUUGCUGUCCUGAAUUCGAAACACAAGUCAUUAAGCCUGGGCCCUGACUCAUCUUCAGGAGAGAAAAGAGAGAUGGGAGACUUAAAAUCUGGGGAUAAAAAGAGGGUCCUUCCCACAUGGAUGACAGCCCAGGAGGCCGAGAAGAGAAAGGUGGCGGUGAAGACCCCCAGGGGGAGGAGACCAGCAGCUCAGGGGGCUGCCGCAGCGAGACUUGCCACAGCGAGGACCGUGUACUGCAUGAAUGAAGCUGAAAUGGUAGACGUCGCUCUGGGGAUCCUGGUUGAGGCCCGGAAACAGGAAAAGCCCUUGGAGUCUCCAACUCUGGUGGGCGCUGAUAAGCCAGCUCUGUCCCCAGUCCUCUCAGUGUCGUCACCAGGAUCUCCUGGGAGUAGAAGUGAGGAUGAGGACAUUGGGAAAGACGCCCUUCCUCCAGGCCUCAGCCCUCCUCAGGGGCCCCCAGGGUCUGAGUCUGCGUGCAGCGGGAGCCCUGAGGAGGAUGAGGACAUGUUAAAAUACGUCAGAGAAAUAUUUUUCAGCUAAGGGAC